AUGAACAAAGAUAUCGAAGAGCUGAAAGCAAAGUGUGAUAGUUUGAGUGCAGACAACACAAAACUGAAACAGAGCAAUGAAUUAUUAGAAACAAAUAACACAGACCUAACACGGCAGGUCGCUCAACUCGAGCAGUACUCACGUCUCAACAACGUUGAGAUCCGUGGCGUGCCCAACAACCUGACCGAAGAUCUCGGAGAGCUUCUAGCACACAUUGGUACCCACAUCAACUGUCGCAUCACUAAAGCUGACAUCGACAUCGUGCACCGGGUUCCCACCACAAGUCAACCAAACGCUCACAACAUAAUCGCGAGAUUCAUCUCGAGGGAUCAUAAGAACGAUUUCCUAAAGAAGGCACGCCGCGCUCGCAUCACAAGCAAAGAUUUGAACCUACAAGAGGAACCGCGUCAAAUCUUUUUUAAUGAUCACCUUUCUCCUCUAAACAAAAAACUCUUCUCUGCGGCACUGCGCCUAAAGAAAGACAAGGAAUGGAGGCAUCUGUGGACUGACCAAUGUGUUAUUAAAGCCAGAAAAACUAAUGGGAGCUCAGUUCACAAUAUCAUGUCCCAGGAUGAUUUGAGCGUCUUUGUCUAG
Messenger RNA from Ixodes scapularis (black-legged tick), 594 nucleotides. RefSeq lists its product as uncharacterized. The transcript has a single exon. NCBI's taxonomy places the organism in Eukaryota, Metazoa, Arthropoda, Arachnida, Ixodida, Ixodidae. The record is from RefSeq and is a predicted model, not a curated record. Bases 1 to 594 code for a protein of 197 amino acids.